AGAGACCAGACAUUUACUACAUCAAACAAGAUGAGACCAGACUUGCCUAAUAAAAGAAGAAAGAGAAAUGAUUCCAUGUUCAAAAUAGGGCUACCAAACGUCUGUUUAAGAGCUGAACAAACCCGCAUAGUAGGGCGCUGGCCCUGAGAGUCACUGAGUCACACACCGAACACAACAUUCAAAAGCCGAUCAUCUCCAAACUUUUGGCCCUAACUUUCACGUAUUCACAUUUCUAUUCAAUCUUUUAACGCAGCUCUCCCUUCCGCAUUGAUCAGUUUGUAGGGUUUUUGAUUUCUCACUGUAUCCAUUCAUGUGUGUAUUUGUAUAGUCUGAAGAUGUAUAGUAAUUUCAAAGAGCAGGCGAUCGAGUACGUGAAACAAGCAGUGCAAGAGGACAAUGCGGGGAACUAUGCAAAAGCGUUCCCGCUGUACAUGAAUGCUUUGGAAUACUUCAAGACCCACCUCAAGUACGAGAAGAACCCUAAGAUCAAGGAGGCAAUCACCCACAAGUUCACGGAGUACUUGCGCCGGGCAGAAGAGAUUCGAGCCGUCCUUGAUGAGGGUGGUACAGGCCCCGCUUCCAGCGGCGGAGAUGCUGCUGUGGCCGCCAAGCCAAAGACUAAGCCAAAGGACGGGGAGGAUGGGGAGGAUCCUGAUCAGGCUAAGCUCCGGGCUGGAUUGAAUUCAGCUAUCGUUCGGGAGAAGCCUAAUGUCAAGUGGAAUGAUGUUGCAGGGCUCGAGAGCGCCAAGCAGGCCUUGCAGGAGGCUGUGAUUUUACCAGUCAAGUUUCCUCAGUUUUUCACAGGCAAGAGACGGCCAUGGAGAGCUUUUCUUUUAUAUGGUCCUCCUGGAACAGGAAAGUCCUACUUAGCCAAGGCAGUUGCUACUGAAGCCGAGUCAACAUUUUUCAGUGUAUCAUCAUCGGACCUUGUUUCAAAGUGGAUGGGGGAAAGUGAAAAGCUUGUCUCUAACCUUUUUGAAAUGGCUCGUGAAAGUGCUCCUUCUAUUAUAUUCAUAGAUGAAAUUGAUUCCUUGUGUGGACAGCGUGGGGAAGGGAAUGAAAGUGAAGCUUCCAGACGUAUAAAAACAGAACUACUUGUGCAGAUGCAGGGUGUUGGACAUAAUGAUGAUAAAGUUCUUGUCCUUGCAGCCACAAACACUCCAUAUGCUCUUGAUCAGGCAAUCCGGCGACGAUUUGAUAAAAGGAUAUACAUUCCUCUCCCAGAUAUGAAGGCACGCCAACACAUGUUCAAGGUUCAUUUAGGAGACACCCCUCACAAUUUGAGUGAAAGUGACUUUGAAGAUUUGGCUCGUAAAACAGAAGGGUUUUCUGGUUCAGAUAUAUCCGUUUGUGUUAAGGAUGUCCUUUUUGAACCUGUGCGCAAAACACAAGAUGCAAUGUUCUUCAUGAAGACUUCCAGUGGUACAUGGAUGCCAUGUGGACCAAAACAACCAGGUGCCGUCCAGAUAACAAUGCAGGAGCUUGCUGCGAAAGGGCUUGCUUCAGAGAUCAUCCCACCGCCCAUCACAAAGACAGAUUUUGAUAAGGUGGUUGCGCGUCAACGUCCAACUGUUAGCAAAGCCGAUCUUGAUGUGCACGAGAGGUUUACGAAAGAGUUCGGAGAGGAAGGUUGAGGAGAGAGAUAAUGUCCUCUGUUGGCUCACAAUUCACCACUGCCAUGCUGCUGCAUCGAUGAUCUCAUUGUAUUAUGUUGUAUGUUUGUAUCCCUUAUUUCUAGAUAGAAAGAAAACUCGGUCUGGUGAGCUGGUUUCAACGCAUCCCAGCAACUAUUUGAAUAGAAAAUCUUCAUUAAUUGUGUUUGAGUCUGAGUAUGGUGGGUUAAAUGACACACACGUGCUCUCAAAACACUCGCACAUUGCAUAUUGUAUUUGUGACUUGAUGACUCUUAAUAUGCUACACAGUCAAUUGGAUACAUUUGUGCCGAGGAUGUCCACACAGGUUAUUCGAAGCAUAUCACAACCUAAAGG
This is a messenger RNA of Cuscuta europaea, 1988 nucleotides long. The record is from the annotation of a GenBank genome assembly. NCBI's taxonomy places the organism in Eukaryota, Viridiplantae, Streptophyta, Magnoliopsida, Solanales, Convolvulaceae.